CUUUGCUGCAUAUAUAAACAUGAAACCAGUUGCUUUCUCCAUACCUUGCAAGUUGCAUCCACAUUGAAAUCAACGUAACUUCAAAAUGGAGGAAGCUAACAGUGUACAAGAUAGAGACAACAAGUUCUUAAGGAAGGUGGUUGACGAAGCAUAUAAAGGUGUUGAAUGUGGAGAUGGGGAAGAUAGAGACAACAAGUGCUUAAGGAAGGCGGUUGACGAAGCAUAUAAAGGUGUUGAAUGUGGAGAUGGGAAAGAUAGAGACAACCAGUUCUUAAGGAAGGCGGUUGACGAAGCAUAUAAAGGUGUUGAAUGUGGAGAUGGGGAAGAUAGAGACAACAAGUGCUUAAGGAAGGCGGUUGACGAAGCAUAUAAAGGUGUUGAAUGUGGAGAUGGGGAAGAUAGAGACAACAAGUUCUUAAGGAAGGCGGUUGAAGAAGCAUAUAAAGGUGUUGAAUGUGGAGAUGGAGGCCCCUUUGGUGCUGUUGUUGUGCAUAAUGAUGAAGUACUUGUGAGUUGUCACAACAUGGUCCUGAGGAACACAGACCCAAUUGCCCAUGCUGAGGUGACAGCAAUAAGAGAGGCAUGUAAACAGCUGAAGCAGAGUGAACUUGCCGACUGUGACAUAUAUGCAUCUUGUGAGCCUUGCCCCAUGUGCUUUGGUGCCAUCCAUCUUUCAAGGAUCAAGAGGCUGGUGUAUGGAGCCAAGGCUGAAGCAGCCAUUGCUAUUGGUUUUGAUGAUUUUAUUUCGGAUGCAUUAAGGGGUACUGGUUUCUACCAAAAGGCUCACUUGGAGAUCAAAAGAGCAGAUGGCAAUGAGGCCGUCAUUGCAGAACAGGUCUUUGAGGAAACAAAGGCAAAGUUCCAAAUGUACUGAACUUAGUUGCUUGCUGCUAUCAUUAUUAUAUUUCUGUUUGCUUAGUAAUGGCUUCUAUCCAUCAAGCUUGACAUGUAUUAUGAUAAUAACCAUGCUUGUAUGUUUGAGCCACUACUAAUCUGUAAAAUGAAGCCUUAUGUUUGCUCCUAUGAAGUGUUUCGUUACCACCGUAAGAUCUAAUGCUAAAUCUGGUCAAGCAAAAUACUUUUUAUCCUUAGAUGGCAGCACAAAAUUUAUAACAGAAUCAAAUAUUUGGCAACUCUUGCUAUCUUGGCAAUAUUUGGUUGCAGAUUUUGCUGUUAUGCCACAAGAGGAUCGUGUCUACAAUGUCGUGGCCUUGCAAUAUCACUUCAGUGCAAAAUGCAGACAUGCAAUGCAAUUCAUCUAGCAAAGAAGGAAAAAAAAAAAAAAAACUAAGUACUUAAGAAGUGGGAAAAUGCAUGUGGCAAAAGGUCGUGCCAUAGUUGAUUAUUGAUUAAGAGAUAAUUGGUUACUUUUAUGUUGUGUUCAAUAGGAAAGUGUGCUGCCAAUGGGGUCAUACCAUAGUGGAAAAGUGUGUUUGACUUAAGACCAGUGGUUUCAUGCUCGAAACUCCUAGACGCCAAUGUGUGUGAGUAAAUUCUCCUCCCCUUUUCUACCUUUGAGGAAAAAAAGAAAAAAAAGAAAGUGUGUGUUAUAAAGAAGUGAAGCCCACAUAGAUAGCUAUAGGGCAUUAGUAAAAAGAUGGAGAUAUAAAUAGAGGUAUUAGUCAAAAGAUGGGAUAAUGAUGUUGGGGAGAAAUCAUUAUGUCUCCCUUAAAAGUCAUUUGCUUUGCCUAUUAAUAGACAUUAUAUUUGCUUGUAAACAUACGGAAGAGAAGAAGAGAAAGAGUGAGAGUCAGAAG
This is a messenger RNA of Prunus persica (peach), 1757 nucleotides long. RefSeq lists its product as uncharacterized. NCBI's taxonomy places the organism in Eukaryota, Viridiplantae, Streptophyta, Magnoliopsida, Rosales, Rosaceae. Bases 86 to 874 code for a protein of 262 amino acids. Gene Ontology annotation, biological process: purine nucleoside catabolic process. The transcript has 4 exons. The record is from RefSeq and is a predicted model, not a curated record. Gene Ontology annotation, molecular function: guanosine deaminase activity; zinc ion binding.